AUGUGGAAAAAACUAGGAGAUGGUUGGCGGCGUACCGCUCUGCUCAACACCAUCCUCACAUGCACCCUCACGGCUUUUGGGGUCAUUUUGCUUUCUUACAGCAUCUCAAAGUCUGGGAGCCUCAGCACCAACUUCAUCAUUACCGAAGGGAGCUGCAAAAAGACCAAAUCGGUAAACACGUGGCUGCACCUGCUCCUCAACGCUUGCUCCACGGGCAUACUGGCUUCGUCGAAUUUCUUCAUGCAGGUGUUGAGCUCGCCGACACGAGCCGAAGUUGAUAGGGCACACCGGGAUAAUUUUGCUUUGAAGAUUGGCGUGCAAUCGAUGAGAAAUCUUUGGCGAGGCUCCGGGGUCAAACUCACCUGUUGGACGCUCUUCUUUUUGGGCUCAUUUCCGCUUCAUGUGAUAUUCAACAGCGCCAUCUUUCCCACUGAAUACAUGAGCCCCGAUUGGAACCUGACAAUUGCGGCAGAGGGUUUCAUAAGUGGCGCGCCAUAUUUCGGACCCGGCGCAGGUGUGUGGCCACCAAAGAGCAAAAGCGAUCAGUCCUUACUUAAUGUUACGGGAUAUGGACACAACGAAGACCUGUACGACUACUUCAAACCCACCAGUGAGGUUUCCAGGAGGAUCGAGUUUGCGGCCAACCAUGCUCAAGAUUGGAGACGACUAGAGGUUGCGGAUUGUCUGUCCCAAUAUCAAUACUGCAACGGACGCGUCGACUUCCGUGACGUCGUUAUGGUCGUCAAGGCCAAGAACUGGUCAGCCAUGGUAUCAAAUGACACCAGUCUUGGCUGGGAUCGAAGCAGUGUUUUCGUCCUAAGAAACUCAUCCGACAAGGCCCUCCAGGAUCUGUGGGACAAGAAUGUUCCUCCAAAUUCAACAAACUCUCUUUGGUUCGCUACCAGUUGCAAUACCCUUCCCCUCCUGGAUGGAGUACUUGAUCUGCAAUAUUGCCUGGUGCAACAAUUCUCACCUACCUGCAAAGUUUGCGUAUCGAAUACUCUGCUUAUGAUCGUCGUCACAGCUGCUGCUCUGAAGGCUAUCCUCUGCGUGGCUGCCUUACGCUGCCUAUCCGAAGAACAUCCCUUGGUCGUGCCUGGUGAUGCCAUCGCAUCUUUCAUCCGCUCCCCAGAUAGAUUCACUAUUGGGAGGUGUACACUGGACAGAGAACUCGAGGGUACAACGAAAGAUGGAAGAUACCCAAUGUUGGCUGGACCGUCGCACUGGUACACCCAGGACCGGAAAUGGUCACAGGCUAUCGAGGGCAUGGUUCUGGCCAGGACCUACGCCUUUCUCCUUCUCAUCUUCAUCUUCCUCGCUGCGAUGCUAUAUGCCUUGACACAUGACGUGGCCAAUGGAAUUCUCCACGUUUCUGGAGCGACCCCUGCUGAGUUCAUACCGGCCGUUGUAAAGGGAAACAUGCCACAACUACUUCUGUCAAUGUUCUACUUCGACUAUAACUCGCUGUUUACUCGUCUUUGCGCUGAGAAGGAGUGGAGUUCAUACGGAAGAGACUAUCGUCCACUUCGAGUGACUCAACCGCGGGGGCAGCAACUAUCGGCCUAUAGACUGCAAUUGCCGUAUCGAUACAGCGUUCCCUUGAUCUCCAUAUCAAUUUUGCUACACUGGCUAGUUUCAAACGCGUUGUACGUGUUUGUGGCCGAAGGCGGUAAGUCUUCUGUGUUGAUUGAAGGUGUGUCCACCAUGUUUGGCGUUGACUGGUUAUUAGGAUACUUCAAACCCCCACUCCAGGAUCACGCCAUAUCAUUGAAAACUGGACUCGAUGAUGACGCUUUUGUCGGCAUUGGCUGGUCUGCUCCAGCAUUGCUGGCGCUCUUAGCGGCUGUUUCCAUGAUGGCUGUCAUUGCCUUGAUACUGAUGAGUAGGCAUAUUAAAAGCCCAAUGCCUCUUGCGGGGAAUAACUCACUGGUCUUGUCUGCGGCCUGUCACGUCCGUAUAAUUCAGAACGUGGGUACGUUCGGUUCUGAGGGACAUGCCUUAGGGGUAAGGAAGUACCACUCGGUACCCACAGAAGAGGUCGAUUCGUUCAUUGAUGAUCAGGACACCACUCAGAGAAACAGUACAUCAGGUUCACUUGAGAUGGUGAAUUUACUUCCAACUGAAUCUAGGGAAUUUGAUUACACAGUCGACUCCAAUGACUCUUGUGUUCUGAAGCCACGGAUCCUGGACGAAGAGCAAUACCUGCUUCGGGUCUCACAAAGCCCAGUUCGUUGGGGAGAAGUUACCACGAAGGAAAGUAGGAAUUGGCAGUAUACUAACGUGAAGGAGACAAUAGCACACUUGAGUUUUGGUACAAGGCAACACCAUGUUAAGGAGCCGGUAAAUGGGAAGUUGUAUACAUAG
This is a messenger RNA of Ilyonectria robusta, 2364 nucleotides long. RefSeq lists its product as uncharacterized. Lineage: Eukaryota; Fungi; Ascomycota; Sordariomycetes; Hypocreales; Nectriaceae. Bases 1 to 2364 code for a protein of 787 amino acids. The record is from RefSeq and is a predicted model, not a curated record. The transcript has 3 exons.